Messenger RNA from Penicillium malachiteum, 603 nucleotides. RefSeq lists its product as uncharacterized. The coding region runs from base 1 to 603 and encodes 200 amino acids. The transcript is spliced from 3 exons. The record is from RefSeq and is a predicted model, not a curated record. NCBI's taxonomy places the organism in Eukaryota, Fungi, Ascomycota, Eurotiomycetes, Eurotiales, Aspergillaceae.
AUGCCAGUGUAUCAAUUGUCGGAUUCGGAUUUUGAAAAGAUGGGUUGGACUGGAUAUCUCACUACUAGUGAGACUGGAAAGUAUGCGCAUGACAAUUCCGAGAAAUCCCAGCAGAACAUGAUACAUCAGAAUUUUGAUAUGUCGGAGCUUGGGACUCGAAUGAAUGAUACCAGAUCAUACAGCUACAAUCACUUCGGCAAUGCCCACGCCUCGACCGAGCCCAAGCCCAGCGAUAGAAGCAUUUUCCUUCAACCUCCCUUGACCUAUUGGAAUCCGAUCAAGCAUGAUCCCUUUGUCUCCAGUGCACCGGAUUUGGAAAAACACGAAGUGCCAUUUGUUUGCCACAAACAACUUGAGAAGCAAAUUCCAAGUGCACUUAAAUGCCGCUGGGAAGGAUGUACCUACAAGGGAACUUUUACCAAGGAGGCUUCCCUGGUGCGCCAUGUCAAGGCGACCCACAUCUCCCCUGAGAUGUAUCAAUGUCUCCCGUGCAAGAAGACCUUUGGUAGAAAGGAUCGAUUCAGCGCUCAUAUGCGUCUUGUACACCCAGAUAUGUGCGCUGCAAAUGGCAAGCGCUGCCAUCAUUGUCAUCAUGACGCCUGA